AUGUCGCGGAGCCGACACAGAGUCUCAGCCCCGUUCUGGGGCAUGCUCCUCCUCUUCUCGUUGGCUGCCCUGGCCUGUACCUGCCCAGUCGCCCAGCGCAGCGCUGAACCCGUCGGCCUCAGCGUCGGCCUCGGCGUCGGCCAGUCGCUCGCCCUCGCCCUCGGCCGCGGCCUCCGCUUCGGCUUCGGCUUCUACAGUGCCCUCUGCUUCGGCUUCCGCAUCGGCCAGCAGGCUGCCGUCGCCUUCUGCAUCCGCGUCGGCUUCGCCGGCCGCCAGCAGGUCCCCUUCGCCUUCGGCAUCGGCCUCAGCCUCGCCCUCGCCUUCUGUGUCGGCUUCGGCUUCGGCUUCCGCUUCCGCUUCGGCGUCGGCGUCGCCGAGCAGGUCGGCCUCGCCGUCAGUGUCGGCUUCGGGUUCGCCGAGCAGGUCAGCCUCGCCCUCUGCUUCGGCAUCGGCGUCGGCAUCGGCCUCGCCAUCGCCCACGGCUUCACCGUCGGCAUCGGCCUCGCCAUCGCCCACGGUCGCAACUGCACCACAGCCCUCUUCAACGGCGCCCAGUCCUUCGACACCUUCCUCUUCGGAAGCGCUACCAUCCAGAACGGCCAGUUCGGUGGUCGUGUUGCAAUCAGCGGCAACGCCAAUUUGACCCAGUUCGGUAUCGCCAAUGCCCUGCCAUGCACCAACGCCGAUGCCAGGAACUUCAACCUCAUCGUUAACGGAAACCUGACGUCGGUCAACGGCCAAGUCGCGUGCGGCAGCGCCCUGGUGACCGGCACCGUCGUGAGCGCCCCCAACUUCCGCCAGGAGGCCCAGGGCGCCGGCGUGGUGAGCGGCUCUGCGUCGAUGGCCGCUGUGGACUUUGAUCAGAGCUUCAGUUCGCUGCUCUUCACCAACCAACAGAUCUGCAGCCUCACCUGCAAGCAGGCGGCGAUCACGGGCUCGGGAGCGGUGACGUUCGACUUUGACAACACCACCAACGUGUACUGCCUCAACGCGGCCGAUGCCUCGCGGGCCACCUCGUUCCGCUUCACCAACUUCCCGGUCGACUUUGCCGGCGCGCUGGCCAUCAACAUCCUGGGAUCGGCUGGUGAGACGGUGACGCUGUCGAACGCGGCGACGAACCUGGGCAAUGUGAAGCCCACCCAAAUCGUGUGGAAUGUGUGCAAUGGGCUCAACGUGCGCCUGUCGGCCUUCACCCUCUUCGGGUCCCUCCUGGCGCCCGCCUCCUCUAUCAACAUCACCAACGCGCAACAGUCUCUUCUCCGGAUUCUUCUGCCUCUCGGGCUCGCCUUCGCCCAUCCCGUCGGCCUCCCCAUCGGCCUCCCCCUCGGCCUCGGCCUCCGCUUCGCCUUCGGCUGCCGUCUCGGCGUCACCUUCACCCUCGGUCUCUGCCACGUCAUCACCGUCGGCUUCCGCUUCGCCCUCGGGGUCUCCCUCGGCGGCUGCUUCGCCCUCGGCUUCGGCUUCACCCUCUGCCGCCGCUUCGGCUUCUCCCUCGGUCUCUGCCACGUCAUCACCGUCGGCAUCCCGGUCCGCUUCGCCCUCGGCGGCUGCGUCGGCCUCUGCUUCGCCUUCUGCGGCCGCUUCGGCUUCGGCUUCGGCAUCGCCGGCCGCCAGCGCGUCAGCCUCGGCUUCACCUUCUGCGGCUGCCUCUGCCUCACCCUCGGCCUCACCCUCUGCGGCUGCCUCGGCUUCAGCGUCGCCCGCCGCCAGCGCCUCGGCCUCGCCCUCAGCGGCCGCUUCGCCAUCGGCUUCUGCUUCGCCCUCUGCGGCCGCUUCGGCUUCGCCCUCCGCUGCUGCCUCGGCCUCGGCCUCGCCCGGCGCCAUGCCUCGGCUUCGCCCGCCGCUUCGGCCUCCGCGUCGCCGUCGGCCUCGGCUUCACCCUCUGCCGCGGCUUCGCCCACGGCCAGCCCGCCCAUCGUGGGCUCGCCCACCCCGCAGCCGCCCAUCAUCGGCGGCAACUGCUCGUCACCGAUCAAGGCGCUCGACGGCGCCGCCGACUUCGACACGUUCGUUCUCGGCCAGGGCGACGCCCUGACGGCCCGUAACGGUCAGUUCGGCGGAAGGGUGGCGGUCAACGGCAAUGCGCGCCUGUCGAGCUUCGGUAUGGGCGCCGAGCUGGUGUGCGCCGCCAACGACUCGAGCGCGUUCAACCUCAUCGUCCAGGGCAACCUGUCGGCGACCAAUGGCGAAAUCUUCUGCGGCAGCGCCCUCGUGAAUGGCUCGAUUCAAUCUGCUCCUUCACUGCGCCAAAUCAACCAAGGCGCGAACGUGACGCAGGGCGACCUGUUGACGCUGUCGACGCUCGACUUCACCGAAUCAGCCGACAACCUUACCCGCAUCAACCGCCAGCUGUGCGAGGCCUUCGCCGACAACUGCACCCAGGCCGAGAUCGACGCCUUCGGUAUCGUCUCCCUCCGCUGGGACAACGUCACCAACGCGGGCCGCGCGCAGGUCUUCUGCCUCAACUCCUCCCUCAUCGCCAACGCUACAUUCUUUGAAUUCGCUGGAUUCCCUGCCAACUUCUCCGGCGCCAUCGUCGUCAACAUUCUGGGAUCGGAGGACGUGCGGUUCGCCAACGCCGCGAUCUCGGCGGGUAACCUGAACGCGACCCAGGUCUUGUGGAAUGUGUGCAAUGCCACCCGCGUCGACAUCUUCGCUUUCCAGCUGUUCGGAUCUCUCCUGGCGCCCCUCUCCAACGUGUCCCUCAUCAACGCCCAGCAGAUCGGUACGACGGUGGCGCUCAACUUCACCGGCAGCAGCUUCCAGAAGCUGUUGGCGCCCUUCAUCGGCGAGAUCUGCCUGCCCGACCAUCGUCGGCACGCCCAUCCCGUCGGCCACGGCCUCGCCCUCACCCGCCGCAUCACCCUCUGCGGGCGCCUCGGCAUCGCCGUCGCCCUCUGCCGGGGCCUCGCCAUCGGCUUCGCCCUCCGCGUCUCUGUCGGCCUCGCCCUCUGCCUCGCUCUCGGCCUCGCCCUCUGCCUCGCUCUCGGCCUCGCCCUCUGCCUCGCUCUCGGCCUCGCCCUCUGCCGGCGCCUCAGCCUCGGCUUCGCCCUCCGCAUCGCUUUCGGCAUCGCCCUCCGCAUUGCUGUCGGCGUCGCCCUCGCCUCCCCGUCCAUCUCGGCGUCGCCCUCGCUCUCGGCGUCGCCCACAGCCUCGCUGUCGCCGUCGAUUUCCGCUUCGCCCUCAGCCGUGUCGCCCACCCUUUCGCCCUCGGUCUCGCCCACACAUCCAUCGCUCUCCGGCUCACCCUCUGUGUCGCGCUCGCCCUCGGUCUCGCCCACCCUGUCGCCCUCGGUGUCGCCUACGCAAUCGGCAUCGCCGUCGAUCUCCGGAUCGCCCUCGUCGGCGUCGCCCACGCAGUCUGCUUCGCCUUCGGUUUCGCCGACGGCGUCCGCGUCGCCCUCGCCUCCGAGCAACAACGUGGUGGGCGCCGGCAACUGCACCAACGCCCUCUUCGGCGCGGCCCAGGCCUUCGAUCUCUUUGUCCUCGGAACAGGCGACCAGAACGUGACAACCGGACUGAACGUGGUCAACGGCCAGUUCGCGGGUCGGGUGGCGGUCAACAGCGGUGCACGGCUGAACGACUUUGGCAUCGGCAACAGCCUCAACUGCACCGCGGCCAACGCCACCAACUUCAACUUUAUCGUCCAGAACGACCUCAAUGCAACGAAUGGAGAGCUGUUCUGCGGCAGCGCGCUGGUGGGCGGCAACGUGACCAACCCGCUCACGUUCCGGCAGGUCAAUGAGGGCGCCAACCUCGUGUCCGGCGUCGACGUCAGCAUCUCGGGCAUCGACUUCGCCAGCGCCACCAGCUUCCUCACGGGCGUCAACCAGGCCGUGUGCGCACUCAACUGCACCAAUGUGACGCUGGGUCAGGCCAACGAGCUCCGAUUCACGGGCGCCGCGGGGGCCAACUCGACCCAGAUCUUCUGCGUGCGGUCGGCCGACCUGAGCCGCGCCGCCUCGAUCGUCUUCGACUUUGCCGCCAAUUUCACGGCCCCCAUCGUCGUUAACAUUCAGGGUUCGCCCAACGAUACGACGGCGAGCUUCAGGAGCGCGGCGAUCCAGCGGGGCCGGCUGAGGUCGGAGCAGUUGCUGUGGAACGUGUGCGACUCGCUGGACGUCACCCUGUCGCAGUUCCAGCUCUUCGGCUCGCUGCUCGCUCCCAACAGCAGCCUCACCAUCUCCAACGCCGAACAAGAGGGCAUUACGGUGGUCUCCACGCUUUCGGGCCAGGGCUUCCAGAAGAGGCUGGCGCCCUUCAAUGGCUUCUUCUGCCAGCCUCUCUGA
Molecule: messenger RNA, 4290 nt
Organism: Acanthamoeba castellanii str. Neff
Lineage: Eukaryota; Discosea; Longamoebia; Acanthamoebidae
Exons: 25
Coding region: 1-4290 (1429 amino acids)
Source: RefSeq, a predicted model, not a curated record